This is a messenger RNA of Westerdykella ornata, 461 nucleotides long. RefSeq lists its product as uncharacterized. The transcript is spliced from 2 exons. NCBI's taxonomy places the organism in Eukaryota, Fungi, Ascomycota, Dothideomycetes, Pleosporales, Sporormiaceae. The record is from RefSeq and is a predicted model, not a curated record. Bases 41 to 271 code for a protein of 76 amino acids.
UACUUAUUGAACUAAGUAUAUCCUCUCCGCUUUUAGCUUAAUGCUCAGUUACGACCGUGCGGAGCGACCUACUGUCACGAAAGAGAGCAAGCGCUUCUUUAGGCUACAUAGUUCGAGAUAUCGUCACGACUUCACUCGCUCACUCCCGAGCUCUUUCCUCCGUGUAACUGCUAUGGGUGUCAAUAUAUUCUCAAACACCUGCCUCCGGAUCCGCAGUUGCAGUCAACUGGUGAAUUCGACCCCACUGCGCCUAAGUAUACGCAGUCUUUAGGAGGGCUACUAUGGGAUUCUAUUACCAGCGUAUCUAAAAUUUAGUUUCCUUAGGAUAAGUAUCCCCUAUCGCUUUCAGGCGGUCAAGCGGGACUUCCAAUUUGAAAGCAUCAUCUUCGCAGUUCUUCGUCGUUCGUCUUUCACCGUCUCUUCAGUACUCAUUCCAACUUCUGUCUGCCUAGCUCGUUCGC